This is a messenger RNA of Parathielavia appendiculata, 1053 nucleotides long. RefSeq names its product cupin domain-containing protein. The transcript is spliced from 2 exons. Bases 1 to 1053 code for a protein of 350 amino acids. The record is from RefSeq and is a predicted model, not a curated record. NCBI's taxonomy places the organism in Eukaryota, Fungi, Ascomycota, Sordariomycetes, Sordariales, Chaetomiaceae.
AUGGGAAUUCCUGUUCACUCCGCGCCGCCCGAUGCGCGAACCAACUACAUCAUUGACCAGCUCGAAGGCGAGCGCAUCACCAUUCCGGGGAGCAAGGGCGUGUUCCGCAUCCUUGCAUCCUCCAAGCAGACCAACGGCGGCAUCGCCGUAUUCAGCAGCGGUGCCGUCUUGUCCGAUGCCCCGGGCUUCCACUGGCAUGCCGAGGCGCACGACGUCUUCCUUGUCACCAAGGGUUUCCUGAAGCUAUGGAAUGGCGACAAGUGCAGGAUCAUGGGACCCGGUGAUUUCGCAUACGUGCCACCCAAAGUCAUCCACAACCCCGAACUCCUGGGGCCUCACACCGAAACUCUGGGUCUAGUCGCGCCCGGCGACUGGGUCGAUUUCUUCCGCUACGUCGCCGAGACAUACAACGGCGUCAUCGUUCCCGAAAACGACGACCGCAACCUCAAGGCAUCCAUCAUCCCCAAGGUCAUGGCGGCCAAGGACCGGUUCGACGUCCACUUUGAGCGUGACUACCGGCCGCCCGAAGUCGGCGACUGGCUGGACACUGAGAACGUCCUCCCGGCGCCGCUGGAGCCCUACUUCCUGCGCGCCAACACCGGGCCGAGGUGGAUGCUCGGCGGCGUCAUGUCGCGCCCCUUUAUCAAGGCUUCUCAAUGCGCGGGCAAGUUCGCCAUCUCGAGUAUUGAGUCGAGCAAUCAGUAUGCCGACGAGUCGCCCUUCAAGUGCAGGUGGCUUAGCUUUGCGACGGUCGAUCACUGCUUCUGUGUCACGGAGGGGUUGCUGAGGGUGCGGUUGAGGGGCGAGGAAGACUCGGCCGAGGUCAGGGAGGGCCAGACGCUGGUCAUCUCGGCGGGUCAAGCGUUCAUGCUGGAGUUUGCGAGCCGGUAUGUGCGGGCCAUCAGCUUCACCAACGGGCCGGGCAUUGAAGACCUGGUACACACGGCCGGGCAGCCGUAUUCCAACUUUGUGCUGCCCGAUGCCGUUGCUCCGUGGGAUGAGGAGAGGUUGCGAGCGGCGUGUGUUGAGAUGUGUGUACAGCUAGAUGCAUGA